This is a messenger RNA of Serendipita indica DSM 11827, 798 nucleotides long. The record is from the annotation of a GenBank genome assembly. NCBI's taxonomy places the organism in Eukaryota, Fungi, Basidiomycota, Agaricomycetes, Sebacinales, Serendipitaceae.
AUGUCAUCGUCUCAUCGAGAAGCGAUUUCUCCCUUCGUUCGUUUGGAAUCGCUUGGAAUCCGAGAACGGAAAGGGACCCGAGGGGCUUACCUGGUGGCUCUAAUUCGACUGUUUCAAAACGAAAUCAACUUGGGAUAUCUAUUCAAUUUUGCUAAAGAUCCCUCCCAAUGGUUCUUGUUGAAGGCGCAGAUCAUUUCAAAAACCGCAAAAGGUUAUAUCGAAUAUCAAGGUACCUUGCACGAAGUCGACCGUCAAGUCCCUCCAUUUCGAGCUCAGAACCCAGACGACGUGACCAAUUGGCUAACAAGUAAUUCCUCACCCGCGUGGUGUAUACCAGACCCGAUGAUGGGACCAGAUCUUAUGACACGAGUCAAGCUCAGCAAUGGUGACAUUGUUUUGGUUGUGGUGUGGGUAAAGUAUUGGGAAUUUGGGGCUUCGAAGGACGAAUCACUUCAGGCGGAAGACACAGCAACCGUGAUUCGAUCCUUGACACCUUCUGAGUGGUUUUCAAACACACGCGCGCGUUCUGCUACAACCAUUGAAGAGGGCCAAGUCAAAGCGAUGCUCUCAGAAGUCAACAAAUUGAACCUGCUUCGAGUUAUUGUCACCCGUUCAUCGGGUUUCUGGCUAGACUUGGAUUCUCAAGAGGUUCGAAGCUCAGUUGCAGCAGACGAACAUCCCCUUGCGACAAUUGGAUUACUUCACAUCGCUCAAGCUUUUUCUGAAGCCACACGUAGCCACGAAUCUGUACACGGACUAAAGGUAGAACAAGUCAACAAUGCACUGGAGUCACCUUAG